AUGCGUCCAGGUCGGUUACUUUUGUCUCCAUAUUGCGUUGGUUCUACCACAAAAACGUCCUCAAAGAAGAUUUUUCCGUCCGCGCCGCCAAAAAGCAAAACGCUGCUAGUGGGUGGCAAAAAAGUCAUGGCGUGGCCAGACCGUGCAGCGGGAGAGGAAGAAACAUUGUGCGAAGAUGAAGACGUAUGUGGAGAAGAAGAUGCAUCAAGUUUUGUCCAUAACGGUGCAGUAGAAGAUGAUGAAAACAUUGAUGCGCCAACGCUCUCGAGAGUCGUCAAAGCUGCAUGA
Peronospora belbahrii is the source of this 288-nucleotide messenger RNA. The record is from the annotation of a GenBank genome assembly. Lineage: Eukaryota; Oomycota; Peronosporomycetes; Peronosporales; Peronosporaceae.